GCUAAGACCGAUUAUGGGCAGCCAUGAAACUAAUCCCCCAUCUUUCAUACUGUAUUUAACUACCAAAUUCAAGCCAUUUCAGUUAUCAUACCCAAAAACAGAAAAAAGCAAAAAAAAAGAAACUAGUUCAAUUCCCUUAAUUCCAAAUUCAAUUCCAUCAUCAUCUCCCACUCUCCCAACUCCUCCAUAGCUAUGGAGAUCUUUCAGAAAGCGAAGGCGGUCCGGCUGAGGAGCCACCUGAACAAGUACUUAGUGGCGGACGACGAUCAGCAGCACACGCGCCAGAGCCGCAGAGGCGGCGCGUCGAAGAAAGGCCGGUGGUACGUAGAGUUUGUGGAGGGAAACAGCCACCUGAUUCGCCUCAGGAGCUGCCACGGCCGCUACCUGAUGGCCUCCGACGUCCCGCUGCUCCUCGGCAUGACCGGAAACAGGGUGCUAUUAACAGAACAGCAAAACGUGAAAGAUCUGCGAAUUGAGUGGCAGCCUGUCAAGGAUGGAUUUCAGGUGAAAUUGAGGAGUUACGGCGGAACGUUUUUGCGGGCGAACGGCGGGACGCCGCCGUGGAGGAACUCUGUAACGCAUGAUAAUCCUCAUACAGCUUCGACGAACAACUGGAUUUUGUGGGACGUGGAGGCGGCUGAGGUGCCGGAAAAUGAAAUAUUGACGGAUUCCUUUUCCAAUGCUUCUAGCUUUUCAUCGCUCUCUGAUGAAUUUCCUGAUUUGGAUACGAAUUCGCCGGUUUCCGUACAGUCAAGUUUUUCAACUAAGACGCCUUCAGUCACGCUACCAGCAAUGGAGCUCUUCCACCGGGCCAAGACUGUCCGUCUCCGGAGCCACCACGACAAGUACUUGACCGCCGACGAGGACGAAGAGUCGGUGACUCAAGACAGGAACGGCACCUCCCCGAACGCGCGUUGGACGGUGGAAAUCCCGGAAAACACGGACAACGUCAUCCGCUUGAAGAGCUGUUACGGGAAGUACUUGACCGCCUCAAACCACCCGUUCCUGCUCGGCAUGACUGGCCGGAAAGUGCUGCAGACUCUGCCCGGCCGCCUCGAUUCCUCUUUGGAGUGGGAACCUAUUAGGGAGGGAAAACAUGUGAAGUUCAAGACAAGGUACGGGCAGUUUCUCAGAGCUAAUGGAGGUUUGCCGCCGUGGAGAAACUCCGUCACUCACGACAUCCCGCAUAGGACGGCCACACAGGAUUGGAUUGUCUGGGAUGUUCAUGUUGUGGAUAUUCUGCUAUUAUCCCCUGUUCUGAAACCGGCGCCUCCCUUGGUUAUUCAUUCAGAUUCAUUCGCUUCCGAAUCCGAUUCUCCUUCAACAGCUUCAAAUACUUCUCAGAGCUUUUCCGGUAGAGAGUCCGGCGAUUCAUUGGAUAACAUAGCAAAAAUGGUAGGAGAUGGGAGGCUAAUUUUUUAUCGUAUUGCGGGUGAUCAUGGGGAGAUUGAUGAAGGGGUAGAGGAGCUUUGCAUGCCUUUUAAGGGGAACAGCGUGGCUGAGUUGAAGAAGAGAUUGGAGGAAGAGACUAAUCUGGAUGACAUUGUUGUUUGCACUCGAAGCGUCUUGAAUGGGAAGCUUUAUCCCCUUCGGUUGCAUCUCCCCCCAAACAAUGCAGACAUGGCUGUUGUCAUUGUCCCGUCAUCUUCUAAAGUGGCAAAAGAUUUUGCAGCAGCAGCAACAACGCCAUUCUAGAGCAACCAAAUUUGAAAUGGCUGGGGGGUUAAUUAUUUGAAGUGGGCUUUGCAGUUCUGUUGGUCUAUGAGAAGUAUUUGUAAAUACCUUCACAUGGUGAAGUUAGGGUGUAAUAUUUAAUUCUUUUUUUUUUUUGUUAUUUUCGUAUUAAUAAAUGGCCUAAAAAUCCAGCA
Messenger RNA from Cuscuta epithymum, 1868 nucleotides. Lineage: Eukaryota; Viridiplantae; Streptophyta; Magnoliopsida; Solanales; Convolvulaceae. The record is from the annotation of a GenBank genome assembly.